AUGGGAAACACUUCUGGCGAUGACAAGAUUCUCAGAUUUGACGAUGUUGUCCUCAGGAGAUCAGAUUUGGACAUCCUUAAUGGCCCAAAUUUUCUAAACGAUCGUGUUAUCGAAUUUUACCUAAGCUUCUUAUCCACAGUCCACACUUCCCCUACCAUCUCAUUGAUCCCUCCCUCCAUUGCCUUCUGGAUCUCAAACUGCCCUGACACUGAAUCACUCAAAGAUUUCAUGAAACCCCUUGGAUUGCAUGACAAAGACCUCCUGAUAUUCCCUGUAAAUGACAAUCUGGAUGUCGAGUUAGCAGAAGGCGGAUUACAUUGGAGCUUACUCGUGUACUACAGAGAAGCCAACUCGUUUUUCCAUCACGAUAGCUUAAUGGGAAUGAAUAGCCGGAACGCGAAACAGCUUUUCAAGGCAGUUUCUCCAUUCGUGUCUAACGGAGAUGCAGCAUACAGAGAAUGCAUUGAUACGCCGCUGCAAAAGAAUGGGUACGACUGUGGUGUUUUUGUUCUUGCAAUCGCUCGGGUUAUAUGCCAAUGGUUUAGCUCUGGGGCAGUGAAGAACCGGGAUGAGCUAUGGUUUACUGUUGUGAAGGAGACUGUACCAGAUUUGGUUAACCAUUUGAGAGAGGAGAUAUUGGGGCUGAUCAAAAGCUUGAUGUCUGAGAGUAAGUAA
Molecule: messenger RNA, 675 nt
Organism: Arabis nemorensis
Lineage: Eukaryota; Viridiplantae; Streptophyta; Magnoliopsida; Brassicales; Brassicaceae
Source: the annotation of a GenBank genome assembly